UUUAUCGGCGCCGAAUCGAAGAUGCUAUCGCGCCAAUCUCUCGGUCGGGGCGCUCAGCGCGUCAUUAAGCGACAAUGCUGUGUCCAGCUCGGACGUAGAGGUCUGGCUACGCCAGCUUCGGGAUCAUUUCAAUAUCAAACCGGAGAGGCCAACGGCGUCAAAUUUGCCAGCAGAGAUCUCCCAGGCCCGACUGCGACGCUUGCCCUGGUCUCGAAGACUGGUACUAGAUUUGAGCCAGCUCCCGGGUUGACCGAGGCACUCGAGAAGUUUGCAUUUACCGCGACCGAGCGAAGGUCUACUUUACGAAUCGUUCGCGAAUCUGAGCUUCUUGGCGGCGAGAUCUCCGCAAACCACUCCCGCGAGAAUCUCGUCCUCGGAGCCAAGUUUCUCAGAGAUGACCUCCCUUACUACGUCGAGCUCCUUGCCGAAGUCGCGUACCGCACAAAAUAUGAGAACUACAUUCUGAAUGAGGAGGUCAUCCCGACCAUCCAGAAGGCCCAUAAAAAGUUUCUCGCAAACGUUUCCGAACUGGCAAUCAACUCUGCGCAUGGAGUUGCUUUCCACCGUGGCCUCGGUGUCCCACUGUAUCCAGCUUCGUCUACCCCAACAUCGAAAUAUAUCACCUUAGAAAACGUCCAAAACUUUGCAAACUCGGCAUUCUCAAAACCCAACUUCGCUAUAGUAGCAAAUGGAGCUGAUCAAUCUGAACUGUCGAAAUGGGUUGGCGAGUUCUUCUCAGACAUUCCCGCUUCAGGCAAGGCUAUCGAAAGCCAGCAGCAGAAAUACUAUGGUGGCGAGGAGCGUAUUGCUCAUGGUUCGGGCAGUGCUAUGGUCAUCGCAUUUUCGGGAUCAAGCUCCCCAACCGGAGGCUUCUACAAGCCCGAAAUUCAAGUCCUCGCUUCAAUCCUGGGUGGCAAGUCCAGCAUUAAAUGGUCAUCUGGUUUCUCGGUCCUCGGCAAACAAUCUGCAUCGAGCCCAGGCCUAAGCGUAGACACCAAGAGCCUUAUAUACUCGGAUGCUGGUUUAUUGGCCACUACACUUCAGGGACCUGCUGAAUAUAUCGCCAAGGCUGCUGUUGAUGUUGUUUCUACGCUUAAAUCCAUCGCCGGAGGGGACCUCAACACCGAGCUUUUCAAGAAGGCCAAAGCUCAUGCUAAGUUCCAGGAGCUUGAAUUUGGCCAGAAUGUCAAAUCCGGCCUUGAGCUAACAGGAUCUGGACUUAUCCAGGGAGGCAAAGCCUACCAAAUCGACGAGACCGCCAAGGCUAUCGACGCUGUGACUGAAUCACAAGUCAAGACCGCUGCCAAACAACUUUUAGAAUCCAAGGCAUCUGUGUCCAGUGUGGGAGACCUGCAUCAACUGCCGUUCGCAGAGGAACUUGGCCUGACGGUGUAAAUAGAGAGAAUCAAGAAAAGGCGCCGGCA
Pseudovirgaria hyperparasitica is the source of this 1424-nucleotide messenger RNA. Its product is annotated as LuxS/MPP-like metallohydrolase. The record is from RefSeq and is a predicted model, not a curated record. Gene Ontology annotation, cellular component: mitochondrion. The coding region runs from base 22 to 1395 and encodes 457 amino acids. Gene Ontology annotation, molecular function: metal ion binding. The transcript has 4 exons. Lineage: Eukaryota; Fungi; Ascomycota; Dothideomycetes; Acrospermales; Acrospermaceae.